CAAGACUUUACGCAUAAAGCUUCAGGAUUUACGCACACUAGUCCUGAGAUCGCACCAGCUCCUCUAGCACAUUCUGAGUUAUGGGAUGUACAAAUCAAACCAGUUGACAAGGGGACACUUGGUUAGAGAGUGCGCGUAAAGCAUGGCUUGGAUACGCACAUGUUUUCUCUUAUCUUGUGUCGGACAUGUGUUGGCGAAUCCGCCAGCUGAGACGAAGAUUUAUUUGGAUAACAUUACGCGCAUUUUGGAUAGAUUAUUAGAUGGAUACGACAACAGACUACGACCUGGAUUUGGAGGUCCUGUCACAGAGGUUAAAACAGACAUCUUUGUCACCAGCUUUGGUCCUGUAUCUGAUGUUGAAAUGGAAUACACAAUGGAUGUGUUUUUCCGGCAAACGUGGAUCGAUGACCGGCUGAAAUUUGAGGGCCCCAUUGAAAUCCUGCGACUCAACAACCUCAUGGUCAGCAAAAUCUGGACUCCAGACACAUUCUUCAGAAAUGGCAAACGCUCCAUUUCACACAACAUGACCACUCCCAACAAGCUGUUCCGCAUAAUGCAGAACGGAACUAUCCUGUACACCAUGAGGUUAACCAUCAAUGCCGAGUGCCCCAUGCGAUUGAUAAACUUUCCAAUGGAUGGACAUUCAUGUCCCUUAAAAUUUGGCAGCUAUGCCUACCCAAUGAGUGAGAUUAUAUACACAUGGAAGAAGGGGCCAUUAUUUUCAGUAGAAGUACCUCAAGAGAGCUCCAGUCUGCUACAGUAUGAUCUGAUCGGACAGACAGUGUCCAGUGAGAGGCUCAAGUCAAACACAGGUGAAUACAUCGUCAUGACUGUAUACUUCCACCUGCAGAGAAAGAUGGGUUUCUUCCUAAUUCAGACAUACAUCCCAUGCAUCAUGACAGUGAUUCUUGCACAGGUUUCCUUUUGGAUCAAUAAAGAGUCUGUACCUGCCAGAACUGUGUUCGGCAUCACCACAGUGCUAACCAUGACCACACUGAGCAUCAGCGCCCGCCACUCUCUACCCAAGGUCUCGUACGCCACAGCCAUGGACUGGUUCAUCGCCGUCUGCUUCGCUUUUGUCUUCUCCGCCCUUAUCGAGUUUGCUGCUGUCAACUAUUUCUCCACCUUACAGGACAAUAAGGAACUUCGGCGGGUCAAUGCGGCCCGUGCUGCGGCCACAGUGGCGACCAGCAUUGAUGGAGAAGUCAUUUCGCAUCCUCUGGACCCUAGCGGCAUGUUGAAGAAGAGGCUGAACUCUCUUUCUCAAAGAGAUGUUGCUGAGAGAUUCUCCAGGCCGUGCCAGUCUGAUUUCCGUCAGCAAGGUUCUGCUGUACCUGCCAACAACAUGCUGACAGGGACUAGUAUCAUUGACAAAUACUCACGCAUCCUUUUCCCGCUAUCUUUUGGGGCCUUUAACCUGGUCUACUGGAUUGUCUAUCUCACCAAAGACACUAUGGAGUCCAGGUUAGUGCUGCCAUCCUUCUCAUGCCGUUGCUUUUUAAAGAAAAGGAGCCAGCACUGUCAUUGUUCAGGAUCCUCUGUACCCAACUGCAACCAUUCUUCUAAAGGACUUUGAAAACAGGAACCCCUUGGCCAGUCUCUGCGUUUCCAAAGAGGAUAAUUGGAGGGGACAUGAUGGAGAAUGAUGGGAAUAUUCAUAUCUCCCUGAUUGUUUUCCUGCUGUACUCAAAAGUUAAAUGUUCCUCUUUUCAGUAUAUAAUUCCAUUAAAAAGAAGAUUUUUGUGUUGCACUGUUUGAUAUCGUGCAGUUUUUUGUUGAUUGUUGAAACGUUAGUUCCUUGUCUUCAUAUGCUCUCAUGCAUGCAUUAUUCAUGUAUACUGUAAAGGCAAUAAACAUGUUAACCAUAGUAUGUUGAGUCUUGUUACUCCUGGAUUUCUUGUAUUUUUUGUCCACUGGUUUUAACAAAUUAAUUGGACCCACUUUAUAUUAGGUGGCCUUAACUACUAUGUACUUAACCUUUUGAUACCAUGUA
Myxocyprinus asiaticus (Chinese sucker) is the source of this 1993-nucleotide messenger RNA. RefSeq names its product gamma-aminobutyric acid receptor subunit alpha-6-like. Gene Ontology annotation, cellular component: neuron projection; dendrite membrane; postsynapse. The record is from RefSeq and is a predicted model, not a curated record. NCBI's taxonomy places the organism in Eukaryota, Metazoa, Chordata, Actinopteri, Cypriniformes, Catostomidae. The transcript has 11 exons. Gene Ontology annotation, molecular function: GABA-A receptor activity; transmitter-gated monoatomic ion channel activity involved in regulation of postsynaptic membrane potential; inhibitory extracellular ligand-gated monoatomic ion channel activity. The coding region runs from base 143 to 1576 and encodes 477 amino acids. Gene Ontology annotation, biological process: signal transduction; monoatomic ion transmembrane transport; regulation of postsynaptic membrane potential.